This is a messenger RNA of Lymnaea stagnalis (great pond snail), 3490 nucleotides long. Lineage: Eukaryota; Metazoa; Mollusca; Gastropoda; Lymnaeidae. The record is from the annotation of a GenBank genome assembly.
CGUAUUUGAAAAUGCUGAAGGAACCAGUAAAUCCGGCUUUCAUGCGUGGACCCUUCUUGAUGAGUUUACGAAAUUAGCGGAGAAUUCUGAAAUCCGUAAUCAGGUAAAGUAGAACUGCUACUUCAGUUUAGUUAUAAAUUGUAAGACUUGUUACCUUUAUAUUGUAGUAAGGUAAAUAAAUUGCUGUUUCUGUUUUGCGUGAGUAACUUUCACAUUGGCUCAACUCUAAAAGCAAUAAACCUUGCACAAUAAUCAAUAUGUUUAAUUUUUUUAAAGAUUUUAAAAAAUAUUUUUUUUUCCAAUAUAGCUGCACUGUAAAGAGGUCAUAGAAAUCGUGGAACUUGCCAGGUGCAAUACUGAUGACCCAAAUAAUAAAAUGGCCUGUAAAAUAUUUGUGAAUAAAAUUGGACAACCCGGCAACGAAUCAGAGACCGUUUCUGUGGAACAAAGGCGAAUAACAGGUCAGGAAGCAUUCAUAAAUAUUCUUUAAAAAAAAAAAAAUUAAAAACUAUUUUUGAUUAUUAAAAAGACUAAAUAGGGAAAUGUUGAAGCAGUGAUGUCAGUUUAUUUUGAAAUGUGAAAGUUGCGUCCCAUGUGGCUACAUUCCAUUCAGUCGAAUCAUAUAGCACAUAGGCCAAAGUGAAAAAAAAAAAAAAAAAAAAAAAAAAAGCGAAGUAAAUAAAAAAAAAAAAGAAAAAUAAAAAUAAACAAAGGCCAAAGUGAAAAAAAAAAAAAAAAAAAAAAAAGAGCGUAGUCAAUUAAAAAAAUAUUGAGAAAUUAGUAGUAGUAGUAGUUUUCAAACUUAACAAUCAAAUCUUCACAAAACACAGGAAACCUGUAUUCACCGGUUUCUCCCCUGAACCCUUCGUUUAUUAAAAGGAUUAUGAUCAAUCGAAGUCGUAACUAACAAGUGUUUUUACAUUAAGCUUUUGAGCGUAUGAAUUUUUAUGUGGAAAGUUUGUAAAAUUCAUAUUUCAUUUUUUAAAAACCGCUUUAACUUUAUGGUUUAUUUUCAUUUUUUUUAAAAACUAUAAUUAACAAAAAAAAAAAAAAAGGAUUUUGACAAGGAAGAUCUAAUCUUUCCUUUUUUUAAAAAAAAAAAUGUAAACACAUUGCAUAAUUUUUAUGUGGAAAGUUUGUAAAAUUCAUAUUUCAUUUUUUAAAAACCGCUUUAACUUUAUGGUUUAUUUUUAUUUUUUUUAAAAACUAAAAUUAAAAAAAAAAAAAAAAAAAGGAUUUUGACAAGGAAGAUCUAAUCUUUCCUUUUUUUAAAAAAAAAAAUGUAAACACAUUGCAACUCUCAAAGUAUAGGCCUACCGUUUAACUGUAUUUUCGUACUUUCAUUGGCAAUAACACUUUACCAUGCACCCUAAAAAUUCAUAUAAAAAAUAUAAUUACAUCUGCAUUUCUUUGAGAGAUAUUUAUCUUAAUUGUUCACACUUUCGUUAGUAACAGUUUCUGCAAAUAUAUUAUACUUUUUCAAAUAAUUACAACAUAAGAUCUAACCAAAUGACUUACUUUAAUAAAAAAAAUUAUUUACAGAGCUUAAACCCAUGACGAAUACAUCAAUGAACAGCGAGGCUGAAGUUGAAACUGUAUCAACUUCAACUGAUGUAAGUCACCGAUGAUCACAUAAAUGUUAAUUUCAUUGUGGGUUUUUAGCUUGUGUUGGCAAAUUUAAAAUGGAUAAAUAAAAAUAAUCUUUAACCAGAUAUAAAUUUCUUGCGAAGUUUAAUUUUCAGCUUAAGUUGAUUCAAUCGGGAGUCUUAAAAAUCCACCAACUGAAGUUUGAGCAACAGAAGCAUAUUUUAAGAUAUAAGUUGGAAAGACACAUUUUCAGCGGUGUUACAUUCUAAAAUAGACAUGCUAAAAAUAACACAUUUUAAAUAUUCAUUAACUUUUGGUGAUAUUAGUUUUUAAGUUUAGCAUGUAUAUAAUUUAGCAAAAUAGUUGUUAGUUGUGAAUAGUAUUAUUCCUUAUUUUCAGUGUUCUGUUAGAUACUCCAAACAACUGAGAGAUUUGGACAUACUGCUGAUUGGUAAAACUGGCAAUGGCAAGAGUGCGACCGGUAAUAUGAUCCUCGGGCGGAAUGUAUUUAAGAGUUCCCCAAGUCUUAAGUCAGUUACAAAGGAAGUGGAUUACGAAUGGGCCAGAUUUGAAGACUGUUGCCUGAAAAUAGUUGACGGGCCUGGUGUGGCGGACACCGACAACAUUAAAGACUUUGACAAGGCCACCCAGUUCAUUGUUGAGAAGAUGAAGCAUGCGGUAACAUUUAGUCCAGCCGGCUACCACGCGUUUCUCCUCGUUGUAAAAUAUGGGAACCGAUUUACAGCUGAAGACCAUUUCUGCAUUAAAAUGCUAAAAAGCAUAUUUGGCCGAGACUUUGUCCAGAAUUUUUGUAUACUUUUAGUGACUUCUGGAGAUAGAUAUAUCGAAGAUAAUGAAGACAAAGAAUUUUCGACAUGGUGUGACGAGCAGGACGGUAUAUUUCGAGAACUUUUACAAGAGUGCAACAAUCGGGUCUUGUUGUUUGACAACAAGACAAAAGACUUAAACGUGAGGUACAAUCAAGUUAAAAAAUUGAUUGAGACCGUUGAUAAUUUGCAGUCUGGGGGAAGACGAUACACUGAUAAAUAUUUUGAAGAAAUGGCAGCAGAACGCGAAAAAUGUUUCUUGGAAUGCAAAGAGCCCAUGAUUAUGGAAGAUACAGUGAUUCAAGCCAAUUUUAUAAUGCAGGACCUCGAAGAGAUCUGCAGCCUAGAGGUGGAAGAUCAGAGAGUUAAACUCAUUGAGCUUAACAAAAGCACAAACGCUCUUCAAAUUUACAUAGUAGACAAUGACAGAGGAACUGGCAUCCUCAAAGAAGCGAUUGAUACAGUGGACGGUUUGUUGGCAUUGAUAGCAGAUAAAAUCGAAUUGCUUGAGGAAUUCGACAACCAAAAACAAGAUCAGUCCCAGAAGCAUCACGAUAUUGAAAAUGAGACCAAAGUAUUUCCUGAAGGUUAUUCAAAGAAGAGAGACCAAGGUUUGGAGUAUCGGGAAAUAGAGCAACGCAAUCCGACAGAAGAAGAGGAAUAUGAUCCAAUUUACUCAGAUUUUAAUCAAUUACAGGUUCCGUGUUCAAAGACUGAAACAGCCAAACGCAUUUCACAGAAAUUUGAUCAAGUUGCAUGUUCUAAACCACCAGCACUUGAACCGAGACAUCAUGACAAAAGCCAAAGCAGGGAUGAUGACAAAGACAGGGCUCUAUUUGAAAAAGAGGAACGAAUUAAAACAUUGAAUGGCAAACUGUUAGAGACACAAAAUGUUGCCCUUAAAUUUAUGUUUGAAAGGAAUGAACGUGAAGACAGACUCAGGAAAGAAGCCCAGCUAAAAAGAGAUCAAAUGGCGUUAUAUCUAGAGUGCAAGAGAUUACUGGAUGAAACGUUGAAGAAAGUCUCAAAUAAAAAGAAAUCCAGAUGCAGAUUAUCAUAAAAUAUCAUAUCAGUCC